UCCGAUUUUAUGUGCAUUUCAAAUUUGUGAACAUUUUUUAAUACUCCAAUUAAUACAUACAAUCAUAACCGCUAACUUCAGCCAAAAUACGGGGAAAGUCCCAAAUCGGUGUUGAUCACAACUUAUUCAUUUGCUGUGCUGUAACUCUUUUUUGAAAACGGGGUUUGGCAACUGUACUCCCUGUUUUUUUUUUGGUACUAAGUUCCUUUAGUUUUCUUUUGUGUAGAUUUUUCUCUAACGAUAUUGGAGAAGAUCAUAUAAAAGGGUUGUAGUAAAUCUCAUUAUUUUGGGCAGAAAUGAAUUCGGGUGGACCCAACUACCAAAUGGCGUCGUUAUACGUGGGCGAUUUACAUCAAGAUAUAAAUGAGGCGGGACUUUUCGAAAAGUUCUCCACUGCUGGUCCGGUAUUAUCGAUUCGUGUUUGUCGCGAUGUUAUCACAAGGCGCUCUUUGGGAUACGCAUAUGUAAAUUUCCAGCAGCCGGCAGAUGCCGAACGCGCUCUGGAUACUAUGAAUUUUGAUUUGAUUCGCAAUAAGCCAAUACGCAUUAUGUGGUCUCAACGCGAUCCUUCAUUGCGUCGGUCUGGCGUUGGAAAUGUUUUUAUAAAGAACCUUGACAAGAGCAUUGAUAACAAAGCCAUCUAUGAUACUUUUUCGGCUUUUGGUAAUAUAUUGAGUUGCAAAGUGGCAACCGACGAAAAGGGCAAUUCCAAGGGCUAUGGAUUUGUCCAUUUUGAGACCGAAGAGGCAGCAAAUACCUCAAUUGAGAAGGUUAAUGGUAUGUUGUUAAACGCCAAGAAAGUAUACGUCGGUAAAUUCAUCCCACGUAAAGAACGUGAGAAGGAACUGGGCGAAAAAGCCAAAUUGUUCACAAAUGUUUAUGUGAAAAAUUUUGGCGAAGACUUUGAUGAUGAUAAAUUGAAGGACCUGUUCGAACCAUUUGGAAAAAUAACGAGCUACAAGGUCAUGAUAAAAGAUGAUGGCAAAAGCAAAGGCUUUGGAUUUGUUGCUUAUGAGACUACCGAAGCAGCUGAGGCUGCUGUCGACGCUUUGAAUGGGAAGGACAUGGGCGAGGGAAAAGUUUUGUAUGUGGCUCGUGCCCAAAAGAAGGCUGAACGCCAACAAGAGCUCAAACGUAAAUUCGAGGAAUUGAAAAAGAAACGUCAAGAAUCGGUGUAUGGUGUUAACUUGUACGUUAAGAAUUUGGAUGAUAGCAUUGAUGAUGAGCGCUUACGUAAAGAGUUCUCUAUGUUUGGAACUAUAACUUCUGCCAAGGUAAUGACCGACGAAGAAGGCCGUUCUAAAGGUUUUGGUUUUGUUUGCUUCAUUUCACCAAACGAAGCUACUUGCGCUGUCACCGAACUUAACGGACGUGUAGUUGGUUCAAAACCAUUGUAUGUUGCUUUGGCUCAACGCAAGGAAGACCGCAAAGCACACUUAGCAUCACAGUAUAUGCGUCACAUGUCUGGUAUGCGCAUGCAACAAUUGGGCCAGAUCUUCCCGCCAAAUACAGCUGGUGGUUUCUUUGUGCCGACCAUGGCACCAGGACAACGUUUCUUCGGUCCGCAAGUGACUCAGCCCAUUCGUAAUACACCACGCUGGGCACAACAAGUGCGUCCUGCCGCGGGCGUGCAAGGAGUUACACAAGCAGGAGGAGCAGCUGCUGGUGGUGGUUUCCAAAACGCUGCCGCCGCUAUGACAGCAACCGGAGCUACACAGUUCCGCCCAACAGCCGCAGCUGGUCGUGGACAACCGCAGGCAGUUCAAGGCGCUCACGCAGCCGCUGCUGCCAACACCAUGCGUAAUACCGGCGCACGCGCUAUCACAGGCCAGCAAACAGUUGCAGGCGGAAAUAUUCCCAUGACCGGAGCUCCAAUCACUGCUGGUGGUGCUCAGCAACGUGCUGCUAACUACAAGUACACAUCCAAUAUGCGCAAUCCACCACCACAGCCCGUACAGCAACAACCGCAAGUGCAGCCAAUGCACCAAAAGGGACAAGAAAAAUUAAUUGCAUCUUUGCUGGCUAAUGCCAAACCGCAGGAGCAAAAACAAAUCUUGGGUGAACGCUUGUACCCAAUGAUCGAGCGCAUGCAUCCAUUGAUGGCGGGAAAAAUUACCGGCAUGUUGCUCGAAAUCGAGAACUCAGAGUUGCUACAUAUGCUGGAAGAUCAAGACGCAUUGAAGGCUAAGGUCGAGGAAGCCGUUGCUGUACUCCAGGUCCACCGUGUUGCGGAGCCAACCAACUAAAUACUUUAAAUAAAUUACAAUACAUAAUAGUAAUAUAUGAAGUUACUAAACUUUUUCGUUCAUUUGCGAAUUGUAUAAAUUUGUUGUAUAAAGAUGCCGUCACUAACGGAUUAUACUACUACAACAAUACCAAAUUUUCAUAUUUUUCACUUGAAUAAAAAUUUGUUUUCGUCAUUUACUUGAAGUAAACUUCUUUGUGAGAAAGAAAUAAUUAAAGAAAAUGACAAAAAAAUUGCAAAAGUAUAUUGAAACAAAAAAAUUGAAAAACAUCGAGUGAAGCUAAAAUUCGUUUAAAUUUGAAAUACCAAAAGAACCUAAAUAUAGCAGCUUUUUUUUUUAUUAUAUCGAAUCACUCGCUGAAUGUAAGAAAACUUAAAAACAAUCAGAAGAUUUAGAUUUGCUUGUGUAUUAGAGCUCAAAGAAAAAAGUUUAUCGAUUUUUUGCUACUUUAAACAAACAAACUCACGAAAAAAUAAGUCAGGCGUGAACGCUGACUAGCAGAAUAAAAAACAAUAAAAAAACAAAAAAAAAUCGCAAAAUUUAUACAAAAACGGUCUGUACAUGACCAGAAAAACAUAAUAAAACACAAUGAAUGAAAUAACUGAAUUAACUAUAUAAAAAAAUUUUAUCUAACAAUAAGAAAGAAGUCUGUCUUGAUUAGCUUCAAAAACAAAUCGCUAAUUUGUCAAAAAA
Messenger RNA from Ceratitis capitata (Mediterranean fruit fly), 2939 nucleotides. RefSeq names its product polyadenylate-binding protein (gene pAbp). Gene Ontology annotation, molecular function: RNA binding. The transcript has 5 exons. The coding region runs from base 297 to 2246 and encodes 649 amino acids. Gene Ontology annotation, cellular component: ribonucleoprotein complex. Lineage: Eukaryota; Metazoa; Arthropoda; Insecta; Diptera; Tephritidae. The record is from RefSeq and is a predicted model, not a curated record.